Conger conger (European conger) is the source of this 4705-nucleotide messenger RNA. RefSeq names its product solute carrier family 16 member 5a (gene slc16a5a). The transcript has 5 exons. Bases 243 to 1829 code for a protein of 528 amino acids. Gene Ontology annotation, molecular function: monocarboxylic acid transmembrane transporter activity. The record is from RefSeq and is a predicted model, not a curated record. Gene Ontology annotation, biological process: monocarboxylic acid transport; transmembrane transport. Lineage: Eukaryota; Metazoa; Chordata; Actinopteri; Anguilliformes; Congridae.
CCCACAAUCCAUCCUUAUUUUUCAGCUUUAGUAAGUGCUUCAGAAAAAAAAACGUUUCACUGAACCACGCGUGUUUACCGCCAACUUGUUUACGACGAACACACAACUCGGUUUUGCCAUGUCUUGAGAUAUCCCCCCUCAUCGUUUCCUUCGCCGUACGCUCUCUCUCCUCCCAUACGAACACGAUUACAGUGCUGCGUAUUGCAUGUAGACGGAAUGGACGUAUUCAAGAGCGGAACCCGAUGAAUGGGCGGCCGGAGAGAGAGGCGCUGAGGCCGAGCGAGGGCCACGCUGCCCCCGACAGGCGGGGAGGUGGAAGCGCGGGCAUGGAGUCGGCCGGGCCCGGGACGGGCCCCCCGGGGAAGGAGCCCUCCGACAGCGACUCGGAGGAGCGGGACCAGGAGCGGAGGACCGAGAACGGCGGUCCGAGGGCGCGGCCGGAGGCGCCGGACGGAGGCUGGGGCUGGGCGGUGCUGACGGCCAGCGUCCUGGUGCUGGCCCUCACCCUGGCCUUCCCGUCCUGCAUCGGCAUCUUCUACACCGACCUGCAGGCGGCGUUCCAGGCCAGCAACAGCGAGACGUCCUGGGUGCCCUCCAUUAUGACGGCGGCUCUGCACGCGGGAGGUCCUUUCUGCAGCGUUCUGGUGGAGCGGUACGGUUGCCGAGCGACGGUGAUGGUGGGCGGAGUCCUGAGCGGACUGGGCAUGGCGGCCAGCUCCUUCACCAACAGCAUCGUGGAGCUGUACAUCACUGCCGGCGUCAUCACAGGGCUGGGAUUCUGCCUGAGCUUCCAGCCGGCGGUGACCAUCCUGGGGCAGUACUUCGUCCGCCGGCGCGCCUUCGCCAACGCCAUGUCGUCCACGGGCACGGCCAUCGGCCUGUCCACGCUGCCCUUCCUGGCGGAGUACCUGCGCAGCGAGCUGGCCUGGAGGGGCAGCUUCCUGGUGCUGGGGGGCCUGCUGCUGAACUGCUGCGUGUGCGGGGCGGUGAUGCGGCCCGUGGGCCCCGGGUACGGGGCCCCCCCGCCGGCCCCCGCGCCGGAGCGCCGCGCCCGCUCCUGGCUGGCCGCGGCGAACGACGCGCUGGCGCGGAACAUGGCGUUCGACCAGUUCUCCGGCAACCUGCGCUUUCGGCUGUUCGCGCUGGGCGUGACCUGGAUGAUGCUGGGCUUCGUGGUGCCGCUGAUCUUCCUGGUGCCCUACGCCGCCGCGCACGGCAUGGAGCAGGGCCGCGCCGCCCUGCUGCUGGCCAUCCUGGGCUUCGUCAACAUCGCCGUGCGGCCGCCCGCCGGCCUGCUGUUCGGCCUGCGCUGGUUCCGCGGCCGGCACGUGUACGUCUUCUCCGCCGCGCUGCUGCUCAACGGCCUCAGCAACUCGGUGUGCUGCGCGGCGGCCAGCUUCCGCGUGCUGCUGGCCUUCGUGCUGGCCUACGGCCUCUCCAUGAGCGUGGUGGGCUCGCUGCUCUUCACCGUGCUGAUGGACGUGGUGGAGAUGAGCCGCUUCCCCGCCGCCCUCGGCCUGCUCGCCAUCAUGGAGAGCGUCACGCUGCUGCUGGGGCCCCCUGCCGCAGGCAUGCUGGUGGACUACACGGGGGACUACACCUACAUCUUCUUCAGCUGCAGUGUCAUCGUGGCCUCCUCCGCCGUCUUCAUCAUGGUGUCGUUCUACUGGCUGGACCGGCGGGACCGGGGGAUGAAGAGGCCCUCCGAGCCCCCGUCGGGCCCCCAGAAGACCGGGGGAACGGCCCCUCCAGACUGCCAGUACCGCAGGGUGACCACUCAGGCCGGGGAGGCCCCCCCCGCCGAGACUAUGGACGUCACCAGAUUGUGAACACAAACACACACACACACACACGUGUAAACGCGUGGGGCAUGCAGGAACGCACACACACACACGUAAACGCGUGGGGCAUGCAGGAACACACACACGCGCGUAAACGCGUGGGGUUACAGGAAUGCGCACACACACACACACGUAAACGCGUGGGGCGUGCAGGAACACACGCGUAAACGUGUGGGGUUACAGGAACGCGCACACACACAAACACACGUAAACGCGCGGGGCAUGCAGGAACGCACACAAACACACAUGCACGUGCGCAGACACACAGAAGCACGCAGACACGCAAUACACACGCACACGCACACACACACACACACACGCACACGCACACACACACACACAGACCUUAUUUGAGGGCACCUCAGUUGGGGGUGGGUGGGGACUAGCCCCCAUGCAGUGGAAGGUGGUACUGUUACGGUUCUGGUUACACUGGUUCGCACGCGGAGAAGAGCUUUUUUUUUCCAGAAGUAAUUGUUCCAACUUUGACUGAAGCCAGAGAGCACUUUAAAAUGAUUCUCACACACACACACACACACAGCCAAGUUUUUUUGUGUUGAGUCCCCCGUUUUCUCAUUACUGAGAGGUGGUAACUGUUGCUCAGGUGUUUUCUUAUGCGUGGGUUCUUCACACAUGAAAGGGCAGCAAGAGUCUAGUCUAGACUAAGCAGGAGACAAUCCUCCCCUGGAGCAAUGCAGGGUUAAGGGCCUUGCUCAAGGGCCCAGCGGCUGUGCGGAUCUUAUUGUGGCUACACCGGGAUUAGAACCACCGACCUUAGGUGUCCCAGUCCUUUACCUUAACCACUAUGCCACAGGCCUCCCGAGCCUUCCUUUUCCUCAGUGGGAGUUGCAUUGGGAGUCAAAAGGCAUAGACCACCAUGAAGACCAACGGGCUAACUGUACUUCGUGCUGCUCAUCUGUAAGCUGUGUCUGUGAAAUGGUAAAGCCAUAUACCAUAAAAUGAAAUGCAAUGAAGGGCAGGGUGUCUGCACUUUUUCCACAUAUUAAUUUUCUGAUCUUCAAAUUCAAAUGCCUUAAGUAUGUAGCAGAUAGAACACUGCACUGCACCGUUACCGCACAUUUUGAGGGCAAUUCCAAAAAUAUUCCCAUCAGUUACCAAUGCUUUUUGAAUUCAAUUAUAAUAUUCUCCUGUAGACUUUACCUCAUAUAUGUUUUUGUUCUUUCAAACUGAUGAUUCAUGAAUUACCAUAAGACAUGUUACAACUUUAGGCUUGCCAGUAUGGGACUUAUUAACCAGUAUAGGUUGCUGGUACUAAGUAGCAAAUUUGUUAGACCAUUAUCGUGACCCAUCAAAAUGAUUGCAUUCAAAUGCUUUCCUGGAAUUAACCCUUUAGAAACAAAUGGAGGCGCAUGUUUAAGUUUUAUCCUGAUCUCAUUUUGAAUUCAUAUUUUAGCCAUUAUGUUAUCUUGCUGAGCAGCAGCCUUGCCCAGCUUUUUUAAACCACCGUGCACUUAAAAUAUAAACUAUAUUAAACCAAAUAGUAAAAAAAACUGUGCUGUUAUAUUUCAUGUUGAUUAUUGCUGUUAAGGUUUAACACGUUUUUGUAAAGUGAGCUGCUUGUCCCUCGACCCAGCCAAAACGUUUUUAAAAGGGUGCACAACCCUUCAGACACCCAAUACGGCCAAAGAGUGUCCGUCCCUUGAACCACAAGCGACUAUCUGACUGAGACAAAGGCAAUGAGCUUCAGUUUCUCCUCCAAAUGUAGUUAUCCUGCCAUUUUGUGUGCUGUUACUGUUGUUCACAAAGUAAAAGUCCUCCACAGUGUUUUGAUCCAGUCACCUGGAGUUGCUAAUUACCAGAUCUCUUCAGUCAGGUGGUAUAAGUAAUUAGUGAAAUCAGCCUCGCCGAGUUUGUGGGUGAAAGAAACGCACACCUGGCAGGAGUUAUACUUUCCCCCAUCUCAGAGGCUCUGCGUAAUCUCAGAUAGAGUCUGCAUCAUCUCAGGGUCUGCAGCAACUCAGAGGCUCUCAGAGAGUUUCCAGUGUCUCUGGAGAGUCUGCAGCAUCUCAGUGAAUCAUCUGCAACUCUGCUGUAGGUUGCACUGGCCAACCAAGUGUCCAGCCUCUAGAAGGUUCCUUCCAUUCCUCAGUGCUCUUAAACGUAGGAGCUUCUGGUCGGCUUUGCCGGCCUGCCUGUAUCCUACGCUGGGUCAGGGUGUAGGAUCCCGUUCCUCAGAUCGCGGUACUCCAGGGCCGAGAACCUCUGGUUUUUCCUGACCUCCCUUUACCUGGCAGUCCAGUAGCACAAACUGUCAGGUUAAAUUGCCUUGUGGGAGGAAAACCAGGGCCAGAUUUAAGAUUCGAGGGCCAGAUAUGCGUAUAUCGCUGGUGUAGGACAUCCGCGGGCACAGUAUUGCUCUUGGUCGUGGUUCGACACAACGCGUCUCGCUUCAGCUCAAACAGAAGGGAGACGUGACGGAUGUGGAUCUGGCUGGUGUGUAGAAUCAGUGGCAUGAUCAUGUACACGUCGACCUCAUCAUCAGUGCCUUCCCAGCAAACCCAAAAAUAUGGAUCACGUUGUUCCUCCAUUUGAAGUGGAGACAUCUGUGGGAGCUUUAUUAGCUGGGUUAAUGUGACUGAGAAUGUAUGAAGUUUGUCUGAAUCAUAGACAUGGUGGACUGUGUAUUGCUGCAUUGGAUGUACAGUUUGAUUUAGCUUUAUUUUAUUUUAAGGUAGAUGACAAGGUUUUUUUUUUUUUGUGAUGUUCAGUAGUACCAUUUUAUUACCCUAAGGGAACAUGGAUGGACAAUUGCAUUAUGAAUGUGAAAAAUAUUAAUUGUAUAUUUAUGGAAAAUUAUGUUUUAAUUUUGUAUUAAAGUUUGAAUGAUUCUGGGGGUCAGCUCUGUA